GUCCAACUAAAUUUUAUCUCUUAUAUAAAGGCAAAUGUUGGAGGUAUUGGUCCUACCAAGGCCUCCCUUCCACUUUAUUUGCUGAGGCUUGCACCCUAUUGUUUUACUCCCACUUUGGUACCUUUUCUUUGGUAUAUAUCCUGAUCAAAUAUAUACCUAUUUUGAGUGGUUGACUUAAUCUCUUGGCUGGCCCCUUCUCUGCCUCCUGUCCGCUGCACUCAUUGCCUGGCAGCCUGUGAGCCUUUUUUUGUCUUGGCUCUCACCCAUGACUUCCUUCUGGCCGUUGCUAUUAUUUAGAGGUCUUGGCCUCUUCCUGUGGAAGUAGCCUGCGUAGAAAAAUUCCUGAGAGCAGAGCUCCCUUCUUCUUCCUUUGUGUGAGAGUAGAAAGGUCUUAGUGGAGAGUUGAGAGUGGAUGCUAUAGCCUCCUCCUAGUGUGGUGUAUGUGAUUAUAGUGAAAUAGACCUGAGCCGGAGACGGAUAAGAUCCUAACAGUGGUAUCAGAGACAGGUUCGCCGUCUGCCGCCGUUCACCGCCGACGUCCCGCCGCCGCCGCCCGCCGUAUGCCAGGUUGGAGCUCGCCGACGCAGGGAGUUGCUCGCCGAUUUGUUCGUCGCUGGAACUGCCGCCUACCAGCGUCGCUGCAGGCCACCAUUGUUGCGAACAUCCAUAGACGCUGUUGAAGCCCUGCGCACAUCCAUUGACGCUGGGAGUUGAAGCCCUGCCAUCCGUCCGCCUGGAAAUCGUCACCAUCCGAGCCGGUCGCCGCCGUCCGAGAGUCCCGAGGAAGUCAGCCAAAAGCCCCACCUGCGAAGGUCUGGAGUUCGUUCCUCGCGGAACGCAGAUAGCAGGGACGAAGAAGUCUACUGGGCUUCAAUUGCUGGACCUUGGGCUACUAGAUUUGGGCCUGGUGGACUGCUUCUGGAGCUGAAGGAGCUGGGCUGCUGACCUGCUGGAUUUGGACUGCCAAGCUACUGGACCUGUGCUGUUGGGCCGCUGGACUGACCUGCUGGAGUUGCUGGAGCAGCUGGACCGCCGGUCAACGCCGGUCAACGCCGGUCAACACCGGUCAACGCCGGUCAACAGUCAGAAAAAUCCCAAUUUUUUUUAAAUUGGGUAGGUAAGGUCGAAACCCUCUCCUAGGGUUUCGCUAAGGUAAAUUGGCUAUAAACACCCUAGGUGCACCGGGUGCCUCCGGAUUUAAUUUUAUUCCCCCUCCCCGCGGGCCGCCGGUAGAUUGUAUCCCGGCCGCCAACCCCCAGGUGCGUUUGCUAAACCCUCUCCUUUGUGGCAGAUUGUUUAGUUGUUUAAAUUGAAUUGGUAAGUGUUACUUAAUUCUUUUGUUAUGCGUAGGGGUGGUUUAUUGAGUAUUAGGGGUAGAAUUAAUUAAUGUUAACUGCUGCCCGGAGUUGUUUUAUGUGCCAAACUGUCCAUAUUUGCUAGUUGUUGCAUGCUGCCCGGGGUUAUUAAAGUAUAUACUUUAUAGUCCGGGUUGGAUUAGUUUCUGUCAAAUUUGUCUGUUUAGCUUUGUGUUGUUUUGUGGUUGAUACCAUGGCUGCUAAUCAGUAUGGUAUGCUUCCAUUUAAUGGAAAAAUAGAUUUUGAUAUUUGGAAACAGAAAAUUAAGUGUGUGUUAAUACAACAAAAGGUUUUUAGAGCUGUCACUGGUAUUUUCCUUGAAUCAGAAGAUAAGGCUAAUCAAAUUGAAAUGAACGAAACUGCUUGUUCUACUAUUUACUUGAAUCUGUCUGAUUAUGUGCUUAGGAAAGUGGGUAUUCUUGAGUCCGCUAAGGAAUUGUGGGAGAAAUUGGAUAGUCUCUAUAUUGAUACCUCUUUGCCCGGGAAGUUGUUUUUACUUGAAAAAUUCUUUAGGUUUAGGCUUGACCUGACUAAGGAUAUAGAUGAGAACCUGGAUGUGUUUAAUAAACUGAUACAGAAUAUCAAACAGGCAGGUGAUAAACACAUAGACGAUUAUACUCCCAUAGUAUUACUUAAUGCCAUUCCCGACUCUUAUAAUGAUGUUAAGUCCGCUAUUAAGUAUGGUAGGGAUGAGAUUUCGUUAGAUAUUGUUGUUAAUGGGUUAAGGAGUAAGGAAUUAGACCUGAAGCAUGCUAGGGGUAGUGCUAGUCAGUCCAGGGACUCCGGUGAGGCUAUGUUUGUUAGAGGUAGAUCUAAGGGUAGGUCUAAGAACUCUAAGCAAAAUAGUCAAAGUAAGAACACUAGUCAGCCUGGGAGAAAGAGGAGCAAAUCUAGGAAGAGAGUGUGUUACAAUUGUGGUAACGCUGACCAUUUCAUUAAGGAUUGCCCUAAACCUAAGAAGACCGAGCAUGCUAGUGUAGCUGUUGAUAAAUGUGACCUUGGUGAUAUUUUGAUGGUUUGUGACCAUGUUAAUUCUGUGCGUAAUUCCCUGUCUGAGCAUGAAUGGUUGAUUGACUCUGGUUGUACCUAUCACAUGUCCCCCUUUAGAGAUUUGUUUUCUACAUAUGAAUUAUGUGAUAGUGGCUAUGUUUCCUUAGCUGAUAAUAAGAGAUGCAAUGUGCUUGGUGUGGGUGAUAUAUGUCUGAAGUUUUCUUGUGGCUCUGUGUUUACCAUUAAGAAUGUGAGGCAUGUCCCUGAUUUGUGUCAUAACUUGUUAUCUGUUGCUGCUUUGGAGAGUAGUGGUUUACAGGGAAAAUGGGGGAAUGGUUGCAUGAAAAUCUUGAAAAAUUCUCUUGUGUUGUUUAAAGCUGAGAAGGUGAAUAACCUUUAUGUGUGUCAUGCUAAACCUUUUACUGAGUCUGUGAAUGUUGUGUGUUCUGAUAAGACCUCUUUGUGGCAUAAUAGGCUAGGACAUAUGAGCAAUAAGGGUUUAGAUGUCAUGCGUAGGGCUGGUUAUUUUGGUAAGGACUCUGUGACUUCUGUGCCUUUCUGUGAAUCAUGUGUGUUAGGCAAGCAGCAUAGAGUCAGCUUCCCUCCUUCCUCUUACCCUAAUCUGUCUAAGUGUUCGUCUGUGCUUGAAUAUGUUCAUGCCGAUGUUUGGGGUCCUGCCAGUGUUCCUACCCACGGGGGUAGGAAAUAUUUCCUUUCUAUUAUUGAUGAUUUCUCUAGGAAGGUGUGGGUUAGCCUUUUAGAACACAAGUCUGAUGUGUUCGUGAAGUUUAGGGAGUGGAAAACCCUAGUUGAAAACCAAACUGGCAGGAAGGUUAAAACCCUUAGGACCGAUAACGGGUUAGAGUUCUGUAAUAAGGAGAUGGAUAAGCUGUGUGUGGAUUGUGG
Molecule: messenger RNA, 3251 nt
Organism: Cuscuta europaea
Lineage: Eukaryota; Viridiplantae; Streptophyta; Magnoliopsida; Solanales; Convolvulaceae
Source: the annotation of a GenBank genome assembly